GGGUUUACUAUAUACCUAUAUAUAUUCAUCCAUUCGGCUGCAUAUUCAUUCAUGUAUGUAUGCUAAUAUAUAUAUAUACAUAGUAUAGCUUAGCUCUACAGUGUCAUCCCCAUACAUAGAGCUAACACUUGUUUUUGUUUUGUUUUUUUAAUUUAGAUAUUUUGACGUUUGUUGAAAUAUAUUUUUUAGAAUGUAUGAAAAAAGAAAAUUUAUUACAUUCAAAAAUAUGUUAUUCAUUAGAUAUUUAUGAAUAUUAAUUAGAAAAUUAAUCAGAUAGAUAAAUAUAUGUUAUAUUUUCGUUUUCGCUUUCGUUUUCGUGUAAACAAGAAAGUCUAUUAUCGGUUCGCUUAACAGUAUGGAUAAAAUGUUUUAAUUGUUUUGAUAUUAUGAAUGAAGAUGCUGUGAAACUUUGUAGAAGAUGCUAUUAAUGAAAAAGUACGUAGUCAAUAAUCAUUUUAUUUUUUGUAUCCAUAUCUGUUAUACAAAAGUCGAUUGCAUAUGAUCGUACGAAAAAUUUAUAUAGAAAAAAACGUUGAUAACUAUUUUUCCAAGAGUUAAACACAAUAAAAAGAAAAUUUCGAUUAUCAACUAUGAGCCGAAUCUCCUCAAGAUCCCUAUCAUCGACCAUUGAACCAACCAAUUGUGAAUAGAAGAAAGAAAUUCAUUCUUCUUAUUACAUGAACUUUUAGCUCGUGUCGAUAGGUCUUAAGUUAAAAGAAAAGGUUUAUUCUUUGACAAUAGUGUUCAAAUAGGAUAUUAUCUCUAUGAGAAGAAAAUAACUGGUCUUUUAAACAAGCUUCUAUCUGUAUACUAGAAACUUGAAAGGCAAUACAAAAAUGUCUAUUCGAAGGUUUCUUAACUUUUCAGUCAUUGUUAUCAUUUACCGAUCUUUUCUAUUUGUUUUUAAUGAAAUUUAUAUAGAAAAGUAUAUUGAAAAAACAUGAAUUUGAUUUUAAUUCUAUUUUCUUUUUAUCUACGGUAUUAAUGUAAAAUAUGUACCUUAAGUAGAUGAUACAGUUGGAACAAUCAUGUCAUGUCAUAGUCAUAUACAUAUUAAAAGUUCAUCAACAGCUGUUGGUCUUAUAUUAGGUAGAGGAAUAAAUGCAUGUUAUAUUGAAAACUUAGAUAAAGUUGACACAUGGGAUGAUGAUUAUAGUAAACUGAAACAAGUUGUUAUUAAUAUGGAAUCGAGUGCAUUUGGUGAGAAUGGUUGUAUAAGUCAUAUACGAAGAAAAUAUGAUGAAGAAAUUGAUUUUUCAUCGAUUAAUCCUGGCAAGCAAAUGUAA
Molecule: messenger RNA, 1286 nt
Organism: Rotaria sp. Silwood2
Lineage: Eukaryota; Metazoa; Rotifera; Eurotatoria; Philodinida; Philodinidae
Source: the annotation of a GenBank genome assembly